Molecule: messenger RNA, 400 nt
Organism: Schistocerca piceifrons (Central American locust)
Lineage: Eukaryota; Metazoa; Arthropoda; Insecta; Orthoptera; Acrididae
Exons: 3
Coding region: 35-400 (121 amino acids)
Molecular function (GO): nucleic acid binding
Source: RefSeq, a predicted model, not a curated record
GUUAUUAAAAAAUAAGGUGGAAGCUGAGUUGACAAUGAGAAAAACAAAAUUAUUUGAUUUAAUUAAACAACAUAAGCCGGAAGACAAAGUAUUUGAAAUUAAUAAAAUACUUGAAGCCCAUGGACACACUGUGCUGCGACUUCCACCAUACAACUGUGACUUAAAUCCAAUUGAAAUGGCGUGGGCAAAGCUCAAGAAUUUCGUCAGAGGAAGAAAUAUUCUUGGAGAUAUUUGCAUGACGAAGUUGCUGCAGUUGGUGAAAGAAGGUUUUGAAACGAUAAGUCAAGAUGACUGGAGUGCAUACUGCCUCCAUGUGGAGAAACUUGAAAGAGAAUAUUGGGUUAAGGAUGGGGUUAUGGAAGACAUAAUAGACGCUAUAGUUAUUAAUUUAGAAACCUGA